Molecule: messenger RNA, 578 nt
Organism: Zeugodacus cucurbitae (melon fly)
Lineage: Eukaryota; Metazoa; Arthropoda; Insecta; Diptera; Tephritidae
Gene: Srg3
Exons: 3
Source: RefSeq, a predicted model, not a curated record
CUUCUGGUAAAGUUUCGGGUAAAGUUUCUGGUAAAGUUUCGGGUAAAGUUUCGGGUAAAGUUUCUGGUAAAGUUUCUGGUAAAGUUUCUGGUAAAGUUUCUGGUAAAGUUUCGGGUAAAGUUUCUGGUAAAGUUUCGGGUAAAGUUUCGGGUAAAGUUUCUGGUAAAGUUUCGGGUAAAAUUUCAGGUAAAGUUUCUGGUAAAGUUUCGGGUAAAGUUUCGGGUAAAGUUUCUGGUAAAGUUUCUGGUUCGCCACCAUUUCUAAUCGAUGACAACGACGCGUGGCACCCUAUAGUUUCGGGUAAAGUUUCUGGUAAAGUUUCGGGUAAAGUUUCGGGUAAAGUUUCUGGUAAAGUUUCGGGUAAAAUUUCGGGUAAAGUUUCUGGUAAAGUUUCGGGUAAAGUUUCGGGUAAAGUUUCUGGUAAAGUUUCUGGUAAAGUUUCUGGUAAAGUUUCGGGUAAAGUUUCGGGUAAAGUUUCGGGUAAAGUUUCUGGUAAAGUUUCUGGUAAAGUUUCUGGUAAAGUUUCUGGUAAAGUUUCGGGUAAAGUUUCGGGUAAAGUUUGUGGUAACUUACCCUAA